AUGCGGCAACUUUUCGAUGGCGUUGCUUUUAUGCAUGAGAAGAAUAUCGUACAUAGAGAUCUGAAGCUGGAAAAUAUCUUGUGUGUUGACGAUGAAAGAAUUGUAAUCAGCGAUUUUGGUUUCGCGACACAGCUGCAGCCUGGUCAAAAGCUCCGAGAAUUACUUGGUACGCCUGGUUAUUUGGCUCCAGAAAUGCUGAAGUGUCAGAUGUAUGAGGAUGCUGAAGGAUACAGUGUUGAAGUUGACGACUGGGCUCUUGGUGUUAUUUUAUACACUCUGCUGGCUGGUUGCGCUCCUUUUUAUCAUCGUCGGCAGCUGAUCAUGUUGCGUAUGAUACAAGAAGCAAAAUAUGAAUUUCGAGCGGAGCAAUGGUCUCAGAUUACGCCCGAUGCCAAAGACUUGAUUAGUCGUUUGUUGAUAGUGGAUGUGAGGAAGCGUUUUGCUGCGGUACAAUGCUUGAAUCACCCGUGGAUGAGAGCCGUUGCUAUCACACCGAAAGUCAGUGUGAUACAGAGGGAAAAAGUUAUCGAAAAGCGGGACUACAAAAAGCUGUGGAAAUAUGGCAUCAUGAUGACGAGAUUCUUUGUUCGUUUGACAAAUAUCAAAGCACUGAAAUUGCUCGUUGAUCGUGCGGCACUCAGGAAACGCCCAUUCCGAGAUCGCGAUGUGAGCUCUCUUUUUGAUAAACAGGCUAUUUUUUCUGAUUUUUGGCCAGAGAUCUGUUGA
This is a messenger RNA of Gongylonema pulchrum, 726 nucleotides long. Lineage: Eukaryota; Metazoa; Nematoda; Chromadorea; Rhabditida; Gongylonematidae. The record is from the annotation of a GenBank genome assembly.